GCGCAUAUUUUCGCGUGCCAGCGUAACCGCCCCGAUAAGCUUUGGAUCACGUUUCACUGCACUGCUACCACGGCUCCAUUUAGUCUCGUCGACCUCGGAGAGAGAGGCAGGGGUCGGGUGCUGCAGUGGCUGGCCUGGGAAGGAAGGAAGGAAGGACAGAAGGAGAAGUACGAGGACCUGACUGUUGCGCCGUGGGGAAACACGCUACAUUCCGCCGUUAAACCGUGUUUCUUCCACACACGGUGACCAGUGGGUGGUAGGUGGCCAUAGUGUCCUUUUCUUUGACCAGCUUGACCAACAGGACUUGGGGCCAGAGACGGCGCUGUUUUAUCUAUUUUUUGUACCGGCCUGCAGCUGAAAGAACUUGAAAUCGAAACCGAUUUUUCUCUGUAGAAAAUUAUUAAAUCAUAAAAAAUCGGCUGUGUUUCAAAAUAAUAUUCCACGACAGACAACAUUUGGACAUUGAAAUUCAGCGGUCAUUUUAAAACACACAAGCUGAAAACUCGAAUCAAAAUGUCGCAAGCAGGUGGGACGAUGGUCAUUCUGAUUCUGUGCCUUCUGACGGCUGAGAAUCACGCUCAAUCAGCAACCAAGAGAGAUCUGUGUCCUUUCCAGUUUCUUUGCGAUACUUCCAACCGCGGAGCUUACCUGUACUGUAAGGACGGGCAGACGACCAGGAGGCUGUUACCGGAAGGGACCACAUGUGUUCAGCAAGGGCAAGCCGUUAAGUUUGAGUUCGUCAUAGGUGAACCUGAUGAUACUCAGGGUGCGGACGGCUCCAUGUACAGCCCGCAGAUCAACCAGUAUCAGCAGCACAUGUACAUGUUGAUGCAGCAACAACAGCAGAGACAGCAGGAAAGACAGCAGCAACAGCUUCAGCGAGAACAAUUGUUACAGGAACAGAAACAGAAGCAAAGACAAAAGCAGGAACAACAGCAGCAGCAACGCCAGCAGGUGGUUGUCCAGCAGCAGCCAUCACCCAAGCUGCCAGUUCAGCAGUACGCGUCUGUGAGGCAAAACAAGGAUUACGCCAACUCACCGCCACAGGGCGGUGACAGAUACCUUGUGAUACGGCCGCCACCUAACCAACAACAGCUGCUGACUCCACAACAACAGCAGCAGCAAUUGCAGCAGCAACAAUGGAAACAGCAACAGGAACAGCAGCAGCAGUUGGAACAACAGGAGCAACAGCAGGAACAAUUGAAACAACGGCAAUUGCUGAAACAGCAACAGCGUCUGUAUAUGCAGCAGCAGUCUCAACAACAACAACAACAACAACAACAACAACAACAACAACAACAACAACAACAACAGCAACAAGAACAGCCGGAACAGACCCAACAAUAUCUCCAACAGGGGCCUCCGGCUGCGUACACCCGCAAUCAAGACGAACAUAAUCAACUACUUCUAUCACGCCUGGUUCAGGGCUUCCAGGAACAACUCAGAAAAGAGAAGGAAAAACAGCAGGAAAUGCUGGAACAGAUCAAACAGCACCAACAACAACAGCAACAGCAGCAACAGCGACAGCUUCAGCAGUUGGUAGAGCAGCAGCAACUGCAGCAAAAGCAACAACAGCAACAGCAACAGGAGCUACAACGGGAGCAGCAUUACAAUCAAAAACAUCAGCAAUACAACAGAGGCGGAUCUAAUGCUAUCCCAGCUUCGGGUACGGCUAGCCUGUACCAACCUUUCAUUCUAAACCAAGGUACCGAUCACUCUCCGGAGCAACCAGGCGAACCCGCCCCGUCUGUGCAGCAGGAAGUGACGUAUGAGCAGCACCCACGACAGGAAGUAAAGUACGUGCAGGUGCCCCAGGAAGUGACGUAUGUACAAUACGUACCACCACCAAUCUCGGCGCCGGAGCAAGUAGCCCCUGUUGAACCACGUCAAGAGCCAAAAUUACCUUACUCUGGAAACACCGUGAAGGACUUGCCCGCUAUGAGGACGCCAUUGGCAGGGUCAUUAGCAUCUAAAGAUCGUCUGCAACGUUCUUUGGCAUGCCCCGCCCCUUUCGCCUCAUUCUGUCACUCAACAAACCCCACGAUCUAUUACGCAUGCGUAUGGGGACGUCCGGUCCCGAACACGGUGCCAGAAGGCACCCACUGCGUCAUGCGAAACGGAGGGGUAGAAUUCGUGUACGCGUAUGACAGCAGUCCCAAGUUAAAAAAAUAUAAGAGUGUUUCAAAAAGGCCAGUUGCCGUAGAAGAACCACAAAAGCCAUCUGUUUUAUUGCCUAAUGUUGAGCCAAGCAGUACCUCUGACGAAACAUACCGACCUAUCAAAACGUAUCGUCCCAAGUUUGAGUGUGUUCCCGACUGCAAGCUACCGGAAUGCUUCUGUCCGUAUUCGGGUAUUCCCGGCAACAUACCGCCAGAGGAAGUCCCGCAGUUCGUCUACAUCUCGUUUGAUGAUUGGAUAAAUGACUACGCUGCUAUGAUGAAGUAUUACAGAUUGCUCUUCCAUCCGUCAAGAAAGAAUCCUAACGGUUGUUCUAUUGGAGCGACGUAUUUCCUUACACACAACGGCACAGUCUAUAACCAGGUAAAGGAACUUUACGAUGCCGGUCAUGAGAUAGCUAUUCACACUGUGUCCCACAUAAACAACCUGACCUACUGGUACCAUGGUUCCUAUGAUAAUUACGUCAAAGAGAUCGUGGGACAGAGAACAUUCACACACGAGGAGACGGGUAUCCCCAUCGGUGAGAUGAUCGGAUACCGCAGCCCCUUCCUUGCCAUUGGCGGCGACAACGAAUUCCAGGUGCUAAAAGACCACGGCUUUAAAUACGACGCCACCAUGGUCCCCUACCACCCCCAGGGUCUGAAGGACAACUCCGAGCCCCUGUGGCCGUUCACACUGGACCACGUCCCCGGGAGGAUGCUUUGCACCAUGAAGAACUGCCCGACUAAGCCCUUCCCUGGCGUUUGGGAAUUCCCAACCAAUAUCCACUUCCUGUUGGACGACAAGGGCAAACUGAAGACGCGGUGUACCAUGAUAGACACUGCCUGCUGGCCGCAAUCCAAGGAAGAAACGCUGGGGUACUUCAGGUAUAAUUUCAAGCGUUUUUACCACACGAACCGAGCACCAUUCCAAAUGAGUACGCACGCCACGUGGCUAGACUGGUGGAGUCACAGAUUUUACGCUCUCCAUCAAUACAUUGACGAACUUCUGUCCAACAAGAACGUGUACAUCGUCACCAUGAGUCAGAUCCUGGAGUGGGUGAAGAACCCAGUGCCCCUGUCCCGGAUGAAGGACCACCCUGCGUUCCAGUGUUAAAGAUGAUUUUUCUCGAGAUUGAAUAGGACAUUAUUCAUUGCACUGACAACGGGAGCCUUUUACUACUGCAGUUAAAGCGGUGCUUGGCUGUGGGCUCCAUUGUGCAAUAUUCAUGAAUAUUCUUGUCGAAAUGAUAUGAAAUAGAUCGGCGCAGUGUGCGAUUUAAAAAUUGGCACUGCUAGCAACCUAGAAUCGGUUUUACGGAGACUUUGUUACUUAAAGGCUUGUAGAUGCGGUGCUCGUCAAAUGCACGACACAAACAAUAACCGUUAGUUACCAAAGGCUUCGUCAAACCAGCCGGCUGUCUUUUCUGGUAAAGCUGGUAAUAGUCAAACAUGCAAUGCAACAAUAUUCCGUUGGGAGAGGUGGGAUUGGUUUGGGUGGGGGUGGGUGGCUUGUCAACAGCCCGAGGAGUUUAAAACAUGGCCGACAGUAAUCACGAUUUCAGUUUAUAAUGGGAUUUGACGGCGAAUGGCGUGACUGGUGUUGGUGGGGGAGGUUGAUAUUUGAAUCAUUAGAACUUCCUGACAGCUCUUGCCCGAGAUCUGCUCUGGUACCGAAUUAAACCACCGGACAAACAAGGUAAAUCGCAGGUGCUUUAUUUUCUGAGCAUGA
Molecule: messenger RNA, 3888 nt
Organism: Lingula anatina
Lineage: Eukaryota; Metazoa; Brachiopoda; Lingulata; Lingulida; Lingulidae
Biological process (GO): carbohydrate metabolic process
Source: RefSeq, a predicted model, not a curated record